Molecule: messenger RNA, 7256 nt
Organism: Trichoderma harzianum CBS 226.95
Lineage: Eukaryota; Fungi; Ascomycota; Sordariomycetes; Hypocreales; Hypocreaceae
Exons: 3
Coding region: 334-6771 (2145 amino acids)
Biological process (GO): regulation of transcription by RNA polymerase II
Cellular component (GO): Set3 complex
Source: RefSeq, a predicted model, not a curated record
AGCUCCUUCAUCAUUCCAGCCUCUGACGGCCAUUUGCAUCGAUACCUUGGGAUAGUUCGCAGCACGUUAGUCCGACAUCGUCGCUACAAUUUUCUUUUGGUUUUUUGAGGUCUGCUGCCUGUUGAUAUCGACUUUCCCAGCCACCCCCUGCGCUGCAACGGGGCAGAGACGCCUGUUAGCCGAGGAAGUGAGCGAUUGAGAUUCUCGUGAUCAACACCACGGAAGCCGACUUCGUUACGCAUCUCCAGUGCCGGUUUCGCGACACCGCCGGCCUCUGGAUGGGACCUGCGGGAUUUAUGCAGGAUCUCAUCCGGCACUGGCCCGCCAUUCAUCAUGGCGUUCAGGCACCGAUACGACGGGGACCGGCGGUCCAGAUCUCCUCCUCGAGGAGAUCGCUCCCCGGACCGCUUUGAUCGGGCAUCACACUAUAGCGAUAGCGAUAGGCGCCGUUCGUCUGCAGAAGCCAGAACAAAUCCGGCGCCAUUCUCCCAAGGUAGGGACGUAUUCGCGGAUCCGUUGCGCCGAGAACCUCCUCGUGGCCCCAAGGCGCUGAUAGAUCCUCCCGCCGGGCCGAGAGGAGGAGGGUUUGCCGGCGACUUUAGAGGCGGACGGGGGCGAGGGAGAGGAGGGAGAGGGUGGCCUGGCAGAGACGACAGCCGCGAUAGGGGAAGGGACAGAGACAUCGACUUUCGAGACCGAGACCGAUAUCGAGAUGAGAGAAGCCGGGAGCGAGAACGGGACUGGCGAGAGCAGAGAGACUUCAGGCUGCGCAGAUCACCAAUUGGAAGAGCACGAUCGCCGACGCGAGAUUUUCGUGAUCGGGAUAUCCCUCCGGGGCUAGACGCAGACAGGUCCCGUCGUGGUUCUCGUGAUGGUGGCCCUCCAUCAGCCGGCUCUUCAUCGUCCGAGCCUGUUUUCAACGCACCACCAUUUUCUCGAGGUGGAGGCUUCCGUGGACGAGGCCGUGGACGAGGCGACUGGCCUAUUGAGAGAGGACGAGGACGAGUCCCGUAUGACGACCGUAACGACCGCUACCAGCGCAGUCGCUCUCAGGAAGGCCGUUGGGCACGUGAGCGCGACGAGCGCGAGCGUCCUGACAGAUACCCAGAAGCUCGCGACCCACGCGAUGAGAGGGAUCGAGGGGAAAAUCGUGAGCUCUUCCGUGCCAAAGUGGAAGCGCGAGCGGCUCAGGAAUCCGCCGCGCAAGUCAAAGACGUUUCACCCCCUCCUGUAGCACCAUCCGCCCCGGCAUUUGGAUCUGUGCCCAACCGGGCUCCGAGUACUGGCGAUGCGCAGGCUACCCCGGCCGCUGUCACGACUAAGCCACCACCGACUGCUCCCCGCGCCUUUGGAGAGCGUCCGGUGUCUGCAGGGCAGGCUUCUGGAGCUCCCGAGACUCCUCAGCCACCCACUGGACCCUCAAAAGUCUUACCGCACGACAGCCCUCCUAUCCCUCUGGGCCCCAGACUGCAGCAACCCAAGCCCCCUCGCCCAUCGAGCAAACAAUGGAUCAAUCCGAGUCUGAAGAAACAGCCACCCGAGUCGCCCAAGGUAAUGAGAUCGCAAAGCUUCGUCCAACAACGACCAAUCCCACCUCAACCUCCGCUGCAACGGGGCAUCUCACAAGUUGAUACCUCUGACCCAAGGCGACCGCGUAGUAGUGAUGAAAAGUCAGAUCCUUACUUGGGGGUAGAGAAUAGAAUGCGAGCUCAUCAUAGUGAGGAACCGGGCGAGAUAACUAUACGAAGUGAACUCGAAAAGCCACUGCCAAAUGACGUGGCCGAUUACGAACCGCCAGAAUCGAUGGAUCACGAUGCAAAACCUCCUGCAUCUCCGGCGCACUCUGUUGGACAGCCUUCUACUUCCUUGAAGCUUGACUCACUUCCAAAGCCGCAGGAAAAUGGAGCGACCGAAGAAACGAAAAGCCCUGCUGAGGCAGCGCCUGUGAAACGAAAGCACAAGCCGCUCAAGGUCCGCGCCGUUCGAUUUUCUCUACCUCCGAAGAAAACUCAACCGCAAGAGCCUCCCGAAUCCGACGACGAAGAUAUGGGCGAUUAUUUCGAUAUGGAAAUCAACAAGACCGAAGCUGAAUUGAGCAAACUGCAAAAGCCGGACUUGCCAGUGGAAAUACUUAGGCGUUACAUGGCUCUAUCGCAUGGGUCAAUGGUACAAAUACUGAACGAAGGAGAAGGAUUGUCAGAGAUGUUGGGCGAAAUUCCAACCAGUCCCGAGCCCGUGGUCGAAAAGAUGGAAAUUGAACCUGCCGAGAUACAAAACGAAGAGCCCCCUAUUUCUCACGACGAGCCUCUUGUGUCAAAAGAAACUGAGGAAACCACUCAAGUGAAAGAGCCUGGCCCUGGUAACGAUCAACUUAUUCCAGCCCCAGUUGAAGAAGAGAAGGAGGAAAAGGUUGAACAAGUUAUUCCGCAAGAGCCAGAGGAUCGCCAGCCCAAGGCGGAAGAAAUGGACAUCGAUGACGAACCGAGGCUUCCACCCCCUGAGCCUAAUAACGAACCGGAGCCGAUGAUCGAAACUACGAUAGACGGCUCUACCAAAGAAGAUAAAGAAGCCGAAGUUGUUCCGACCGCCGAAGAGACCUUGGCACCUAUUGACGAAGCCACCACCUUGUUGAAACCUGUCGAAAUAGAGACCAAGCCUCCAAGCACUCCAUCCCAAGUAGCAGACGAAGAUGACGAGACAGAAACCGAAGAUGAGGCGUACAUGGAGGUCCAAGCUGCUGCUGCUGUUGCCACUGUCCGACGAUAUAUGUCAACACCGCCUGUGGACAGUCUUCCCGACGAAUAUAGUGAUCACCCGCUCUGGUACCAAGAUAGGGAAUUCUUGGCAACGUUGGAAUCGGACCCUGUUGUUGAUAAUUUCGUUGCCAUGUAUCUUGAGAAGGUGCACCUCGAUAGAUCGACCGAACAACGGCGCGCACAGGAGGAGUAUGCUGAAAACUACAUGCAAUAUCUUGAGUAUACCAUGUCGGAUGACCCUGUGGCAACAAAGAGCAGAGAUAAGUUUUCGGUCUCGGCUCCCUCAGAUACUGCAGGUACUCCAACGCCUGAGCAGAAACCGGAGGGCAGGGGAACAGGUAGAAGAUUUGCUACAGAGCGUGACCUUGAACGUGUACUUCAAGCCUCCAUGCGAGAAGAUGAGGAGAGAAAAGAACGAGAGUUGCGAAUCCAACAGGAAAAGUAUCGCAGCGACAAGGAAGCUGUAAUUCCGGACAUGUACUGGGACGAUUUGGAAAAGCAACAAGUUCAAUACCUUGAUCAGUCGGGAUUCACCCCCCCAGAAAAGCUUGUUGCUGCAUGGCAUGUGUUUCAACCCGUCAACAACUUCACAGAAGAGGAAGCCCAUCUUUUCGAGAAGCGCUAUCUGGAGUGUCCCAAGCAAUGGGGUAAGAUUGCUGAGGCUCUUCCAAAUCGUGACUUCCGCGCCUGCAUUCAGUAUUAUUAUCUGAUGAAGGGAGAGCUGAAUCUCAAAGAAAAGUUAAAGAAGCAGCCAAAGAGGCGGAAGAAGGGUGGCCGGGGCAAACAGAGAUCCAGCGCCUUGGUCUCGGAGCUCGGCAACGGCGAGCCGGAAGGAGAAGAGACACCUCAGGAAAACGGCGAGAAUGGAGAAAGGCGAAGGCCACGACGAGCUGCUGCUCCUACGUGGAACUUCGAACAACCUCAGACGGACGGCGAGAGCACCCCUGCUGCAACUCCUGGGCGUCGCGGGGCAUCUGCUGCUUCUAGAGGUGACCAGCCCGAAAAGGUGGAUGGAAGGAAGGGAAGACGAAAGGCCAAGGAUAAGGACAAAGACAAGGAAAAGGAAAAGGACAAAGAGGCCAAGGCGUCCAAGCCAAACCAAACACUCGCCGCCGCGCCGGGACCCGCAGCCGGGAAAGGAAGAGGCCGAGCCGAUUCCCGCCCAGUGGCUGCGGAAUACCUGCCGGGCCCUCCUCCUUCCGACCCUCAUCGUUUGCCGGUGCAGUACGAACAACCCUUGCAAGCAGGUAUCCAGCCACCGUUUGCCGUGCCGCAGCCACAGCUCAUUGAGAGGCCAAAGCCUGUAGCCGUCCCUGGAUCCAUCACAGAAGUCAUGGCAGCACCUUCACUUCGACCAGAACCACCGCCACCUCCUCCGUCAUCCAUCACCACCUUUAACUUGACGCAGGCCAUCCCUGAACGGAAGCAGCUAUCUCAGGCAUCGAGCUAUUGGAGCGUGUCUGAAGCCAAUGACUUCCCACACCUUCUAAGAGCAUUCGGUACUGAUUGGUCAGCAAUUGCGAAAUACAUGGGUUCAAAGACAACAGUCAUGGUGAAGAAUUACUACGUUCGACAGAAGGAUUCUGGAAAACCAGAAUGGGAGGCAAUUGCUCAAGAGGCGGAUGCGAAGCGAGCUAGAGGAGAGAAAAGGCCUGAUCCUCCUGUGCCCACCACUGGUGGGCGUGGUAGGAGAUUUGAAGGCACCGCAUCUGGUACUUCGAGGCCUAUUGCGGUGGCUCCAGGAGUUGCCGACCCUCAUGGCGAUCUUCCACAGCCCAAGGUUGAACCCGCGCCUCCUCAGCCAUUGAGGCAAACGCAGCAUAUACCUAGUUACGGAGUGCCGAUUGCCCAGGCUCCGGCCCAGGCUCCUCUAGCACAACCUAACCAGGCACCUCUUGCGGUACCGGUUCAUUCAGUGCCCCAAGCCACGCAGCAAUCCAUAUCCCCCAAUGCCCGCACCUUGCACCAAGCGUUGCCGCCUUUCGGCUUCCCAGAACGCGAGCGCGAACCUGCUCAACCCCAGCGAGUCCCGCUACCGCAGAAGCCUUCUGCUAGCCAAGUUCCAGAACUCCGAGACUCUCGCCCCUUGUCUGUGGCACAGCCUCUGCAGCCAGCACAUUCCGAUGUGCUUGCGGAACGUGAACGUGCUGCUCAGCUAGACCGGAUGAAUAUGGAGAAGCGGUACAGAGAGCAACAGCAAAGAGAACAGCAACACAGAGAGCAACAGCACAGGGAGCAGCAGCAUAGGGAGCAACAACAGCAGCAACAGCAACAGCAGCUCAUGCGUGAAAGGGAAAUGGAAAUGGAGCGUGAACGUGAGCGCGAGAGGGAGAGGGAGAGAGAACUCCGACAAGCAGAGCAGCAAUCGAUGAGAAUGAAGCAGGAAUCUGAAGCACCACUCCAUCGUUAUGAACCGUAUGGCGGCCAUCGACAGCAGCUUAGCCACGGCGGAGGCCCUCGCGAGCCAUUUUCACUAACGAGACCAUCAUCCCAAGAACCUCGUUCUGUUGCUCCUCAACCGUAUCCCACGUCGGUUCCGCCACAGCAGCCAAUGCGGUCGCUGCUUUCUGACCCCGUAGCGGUACAGUCACCUCCACUGGCGCCUCCGUCCUCAAGGCCAACCCAGCCUCCUCCCCAAAGGAUCUCAUCAGGGCCUCCACACGAACCUUACGGUGCAGCUGCCCCGCCUCCUCAGCACCCUUCUUCAAUGCCCUCUCUUACACCUGCUCGACCGCCUGAGCCUCGAAAGUCAAAUAUCAUGUCGCUUUUGAACGAUGAUCCUCCGCCCCCUAAGCGGGUCGCUGAGGUUACGCAAAGUCACACACCUGGACCAUCUUCAACGCCGCCAUCCCAGGGUAUCGGUCGGCCUCCACCACCUGCGGCCGCAUCUACACAGGCUCCUCCGAUUCGCCGGGAAACAGACUCUCACUACUCUCCCUAUGGACGAACGCCAUCCAGUGGACCAUCGGCCAUGCCUUCUCUAAAACCUCCUUAUUCUUCCUCGCCAGCUUCCUCGCAACAUAUCAGUGGACACCGAAGCAUGCCAUCUGAUUCCGCGGUAGAGGUUGAUUAUUAUGGACGGCAUGCAUAUCCACAAAGCCAUCCAGCAAGCGGAACAAACUCUCCCCAGACGUCGCAGCGUUACCCUCCACCUCCGCAGUCCAGUCAAUCUCAGUAUCAGUCUCAGACAGGAUAUCCCACAGCCUACGGAGGAGGGCCUCAGCCGGCGCAUAUUACCUCGCCGCCGACGCAGCAGUACGCAACUCACUCAUCGUCAAGGAGCCGUGAAAUUCCACCAAGUAGCCGUGACAACGUAUGGCCGUCGUCUGGCCAUCAAGCUCAGCCUUCUGAUAUUCGAUCACAAGGCAACAGCUGGCCGUCUCAACCUCCCAAGGCAACACAGGCGCCUCCUCCGCACUCCCAACCGGCUUGGGGAUCCCAGCACCCUUCGACAAAACCAGGGACUCCCGCUCCGGCAUGGCCAGCAGCCGCUCCACCGUCCCAACAGCACAUGUCUCUGAGAGAUGACCGGCCUCCUUCAAUAUACGGACAGGGCACCUCGGGCUUGUCGCAGCAACACUCGCUACAGUCUCGCUAUCCGCAGACGACGCGAGCGCCGGAGCCCAUGUCUUCUAGUGCUCAGCCAUACCCGCGUUACACGUCAACUCCCGGGCCGGCGCCACCACGAGAUCCUCGGGACCCUCGCGACCCUCGAGAUCCAAGAGAUCCAAGAGAUGUUCCGCCUAGCCGAAGCUAUACUCCAAGUGUUUACGAUAGCCGCGGGCCGCCACCUCCUCAGCCUCAAGUACAUGUUUAUCCAGCACCAGACCCAAGAGAGAUGCAGCCACGUGACUCGAGAGACCCGAGAGAUCAAAGAGAUCCGCGAGAUCGAGACCCAAGAGACUUGCGAGACCCCAGAGAUCCAAGAGACCCGAGAGACCCGCGUGACAUAAUGAACCGGGGCAGUCUUCGACCUCACGAGUACGACAGGCACCCUGAUAGGUUCGGACGCUGAAGAGCGCCUGUUGACGACCAUUGGAUGAGCAAGGGAAAAUAACAUGAGGAGUCCUCAUUAUAAUCCAUGUGUUUUGCCUUGCCAUUGCUCGUUGCUUUUCCAAGUUUUUGUAUACGCGUCUUUACUGUCAUCAAUCUACACGAGUUGGGUGUAAAUCUAUAGAGGGCACUUUAGGGUACUGGGGUGAUUAUAUAGGAAGUCUCCGGGUGGGUUUAUGCAAUGUUGAUGGAGGCCAAUUGUGAAUCGGAGGGAGGGGAUCUGGUGUGUUUACUCUUUGUUUAAAAACGUGUUGUUUAUGGAAUUGCGACUGUUAUAGGAUGUUUUUGAGUUUGGACAGGACUGCAGUGUGAGAUUGCUGGUUGUGGAGGAUCGCUUUGUGGCGAUAUUGUAUGAUAUUUAUCUCGAACAAUGAAGUAUAUCUUCAGUAUAUGAAUUUUGAUUUCACAUCUUCUUGUGUGAAACUUGAUGUUAGAAAUAGAAUAGCC